UCUCAGCUUGGAAGUCUCAACCCACUUUAUCCUUCUCUCCGAUACUGCUUCACCAUGCCAUGCUUCACUUGACAUGACGGAUGUACCAAAGUAUCUCGCCCAGAACGUCCAUCCCUGACACGAACCGUCCGGUACCGUACCGAGCUUCCCCCAGCUGUUGGAGAGCAGACCACUGCCACCCUCACCACCACCACCCCCACUUCUCACUUAUACCACCGUUCCUGGCCAUGCUCAAGAUGUUGCUCUCGUCUCUAUAUAAGACCAGUGUCGCCAUGCUCUGGUUUCUCGUCUGAUCAGAUCAAGCGAACCAAGCUCAACAGCCUUCCAUCUUACAUUCCAAUCUCUUCUUCUACCUCAUAGGAAGAUCCCAGAUUUCAUCUGUACUUCAGAGACAUCUUCAUACACACACAUCACCAACACAAACCAUCAUAAUGGCCGCUCCCGAGAUCCCCACCGAGCAAUGGGCUCAGGUUAUCGAGAAGACCGGAGGCCCCGCCGUCUACAAGAAGAUUCCCGUUCAGAAGCCCGCCUCUGAUGAGGUCUUGAUCAACGUCAAGUACUCCGGUGUCUGCCACACCGAUCUCCACGCCAUGAUGGGCGACUGGCCCCUCGACACCAAGAUGCCCCUCGUCGGUGGCCACGAGGGCGCCGGUGUCGUCGUCGCCCGCGGCGAACUCGUCAAGGACGUCGAGAUUGGCGACUACGCCGGUAUCAAGUGGCUCAACGGCUCCUGCCUCGCCUGCACCUUCUGCCAGGACGCCGACGAGCCCCUCUGCCCCCACGCCCUGCUCUCCGGUUACACCGUCGAUGGCAGCUUCCAGCAGUACGCCAUUGCAAAGGCCGCCCACGUUGCCCGCAUUCCCAAGGACGUCAGCCUCGAGGCCGUGUCCCCCGUCCUCUGCGCCGGUAUCACCGUCUACAAGGGCCUCAAGGAGUCCGGCGUUCGUGCCGGCCAGUGGGUCGCCAUUGUCGGUGCCGGUGGCGGUCUCGGCUCCCUGGCUCUGCAGUACGCCAAGGCCAUGGGCAUCCACACUGUCGCCAUUGACGGCGGCGCCGAGAAGGGCGAGAUGUGCAAGAAGCUCGGUGCCACCGAGUACGUCGACUUCACCACCUCGUCCGACCUCGUCGCAGACGUCAAGAAGGCCACCCCCGAGGGUCUUGGUCCCCAUGCCGUCAUCCUUCUCGCCGUCAGCGAGAAGCCCUUCCAGCAGGCCACCCAGUACGUCCGCUCCCGCGGCACAGUCGUCUGCAUCGGCCUGCCCGCCAACGCCUACCUUCGCGCCCCUGUCUUCGACACCGUCAUCCGCAUGAUCAACAUCAAGGGCAGCUACGUCGGUAACCGCAAGGACACCGCCGAGGCCCUUGAGUUCUUCCGCCGCGGCCUCAUCAACGCACCAUUCAAGACCGUCGGCCUGAGCCAGCUCAAUGAGGUCUUUGACAUGAUGAAGAAGGGCCAGAUUGCCGGCCGCUACGUCGUCGACACCAGCAAAUAGACGAGCGAGACAAGAUCUCGAAACAAAAAGUUGUGGGGGCGUAAUGUGAACUCUUGAGAGACCAAAAAGGUUGGGGCCUUAACGGCGGCGGUUGGGUGGCGGCGGCAGUGGUUGUGUUUCACGGCGGGCGAGUGGAUGAAUUUGACGUCUUUUGUUUGCAAAGGGGCUUUUGUUUAGGAUACCUAACCUGGGAGGGAGUUCAGCGUGUAUGAUACAUAUCUUUCUCGUUCUAUUGGAAACGAGUAAUGAACAAAUUUGGAAAACACUCUGCAGUCUUCUUUGAGCUUGUAACACUUGUGAGAAACUCCUGACUUUUUGCAAACUGACUAUAAGAUAGAUGGCCACAUGUUACUAGUAGCCAGAGUUCAGGCCGCAAAUACUCACGAACAUCAGUCUUGGCAUAAAUGUUAGCAGGGCUAUAGAGCCUUCCAGCUAAUUAGAAGUGCAUGAAAUCGGAUCAUCAGGACUUUGGGGUAAAGGAGGGAAUGGGUGUAGCCCAUCUUAACUACUAGCGUCUGCUUGUCCCUCCAAUAGUCACAGACCAACUUGCAGCGACGAUGUUGACUCUUUGCUUUGCAUCAAGCACAAUCUUGGCAUGGAUCCGUACAAAGCGUAGUGAGUUGCAUCGACCAAACACUCUAGGCAGG
This is a messenger RNA of Colletotrichum scovillei, 2140 nucleotides long. Its product is annotated as alcohol dehydrogenase 1. The coding region runs from base 432 to 1493 and encodes 353 amino acids. Lineage: Eukaryota; Fungi; Ascomycota; Sordariomycetes; Glomerellales; Glomerellaceae. The transcript is spliced from 2 exons. Gene Ontology annotation, molecular function: oxidoreductase activity; zinc ion binding. The record is from RefSeq and is a predicted model, not a curated record.